AUGGCCGAGGAGCAGAUGGAAGAGGAUGAGCUGGUGGGAAUGGGGCUUCGGGUUUCUCUCUCCCCAACACAGACAACCAUCUACAUCAUCCUGGUGAUUAUGGGUAUUCUGGGAAACGCCACGGUGGUGGGAGUGAUCGGGAAAAGUGUUAUAAUGGGUCGAGGCGGUGGUCGCAACUCAGAUAUAAUCCUCAUUAACAUGUCCCUGUCCAACCUGCUGGUGUCCGUGAUGAGGAACAUACUGCUGAUCCUCUCCGACGUCGGGCUUGAGCUGUAUUUAUCGAAAGAGUGGUGCCAGAUCAUGAUGGGUGUGUGGGUGUGGCUGCGCUCGGUGAACGUGUGGUCCACCCUGUUCCUCAGUGCGUUUCACCUUCAGACUCUCAGACGCGUGGCUCCUGUUAUGGGCAACAUGAGCGGAUUCCACGGACCCCCCAAGACUCUGCUGCUCUCCAUAGGCUUCAUCUGGAUCUUCAACUACAUUUACAGCAUCCCUGCCCACAUCUUCUCCAUCAACGGAGGCAUCAACAGCACUGAGACUCUGAUGUUGGUGAGCACCACAACACGCCCCCUGCUGGGCUGUAUUUGGAACUUCCCUUCCAGAUUGAGUGGCCUCUCAUAUGCUACCACCUCCAUGGUCAUCCACGAAAUCAUUCCCAUUAUUCUGAUGGCCCUGACGAACCUGGCCUCCCUCUACACCCUGUACACCCACGGGCGGAGGCGCAGCUCUGUGAAGGACGCCCCAGUAAUCAAGAGGAUCCCGGCAGAGAGACGGGCCGCAAAGGUCAUCCUUGCUCUCAUUAUGCUGUUUAUUGUUUCCUGGGGAACCAGCAUCAUCUCCGUCAAUUAUUUCAACUACAAUAGAGGCUCGUCCUCUGAGUUUCUUCUGGUCAUUGCGCGAUUUGCAAACAUUAUUUUCAUCGCCUUUUCACCUGGUGUUCUGGCAAUUGGCCACCGAAGACUGCGCUCUUUCCUCAAAUCACUGCUGAGCCACUGA
Molecule: messenger RNA, 993 nt
Organism: Knipowitschia caucasica
Lineage: Eukaryota; Metazoa; Chordata; Actinopteri; Gobiiformes; Gobiidae
Source: the annotation of a GenBank genome assembly